Messenger RNA from Durusdinium trenchii, 522 nucleotides. Lineage: Eukaryota; Dinophyceae; Suessiales; Symbiodiniaceae. The record is from the annotation of a GenBank genome assembly.
AUGUGCAGGUGCAGUAGUGACUCAGUAGUGCAGGUGCAGCAGGACGCGGAUUGGUGGUUUGGCCGAUCGAACACCAUCGGCCGGACGGCCGUGGGUCACCUCGACGGAGCACGGGGCGCCAUGGACGAGCGCUCGUUGAGCGCACAGCAUGUGCCCCCGGUGCCCCACCACGAGCUUGCGAAGCCCAAGAAAAGCCGCUGCAAGCGCAUCACGUCCAUCGAGGGGGAGCUCGUGCUGGGCUUGGCACACUCAGAGCCACCGCGCAGGGAGUCCAGCGAGAGGUUUUCAGCAUUGGCUGCCUGGGGCAUGGGUAUUCUACAGUUCGCCAGGUCGGAGAAGGGCCCAGCCUCGCCGCCGCGCGCACUGCCCUCCGACGCCUACGACGUCGCGACGGCACGUGCCCCGCGCGGCGCGCCGCCGGUGGCACGCACGGUGCGCGUGAUCUCCAUGGAGAGCGCGGGGCUCGGGGCGCGUGGGGCGAAAGAUCUGAGCGAAAGCCGGAGCUCCGAAGAGGAGCCUUAG